UUGACAUUUGAUUUAUCCAAUAUAUUUCAAAUUGCAUUUUUCAAAAGAAUUAGAUUCUUUUUGGUUUAUUAUUAUUUGCAACGGAUUUUUCCUUUAUUAUUGACAAAGGCAUGUUAUAUAGUGGCUAUAGAAAUGAUAUUUUUAAAUCUGUGGUCUAUAUUAGAAUGGUACCUGAGACCUUUCAUCAAAUGGUUUUUUCGUAAAACAACGCGUUUGUGUGAAUUACAAAGAAUUUGUUAUGGAGAUAAAUCUGGAGCUGCAAGAACGUGCAAUAUUGAAAAGUCUUUAAUGCUAUCAAGAACACAAAAUGUGAAAGAAGUAGUUUCCUAUUUGGAUUCCACAGUUUUAGAGAAGACGUUCGUUCCAGCUAACUUUCGAGAUAUUUUAGACCCAUCUAUAUCAAUAAUACUGAGAGUUAAAAAAAUAAACCCAAAGCUUCAUACAUCCUUUGUUUACUCCUUUAGACGAUGUUUAGAACAAAUUUGGAGUUACAGAAGUCUACUAAAUGAUGUGGAGGAUCUUCGAACAUUGCAGUUUGAUAGUAACAAUGAAUUGCAUGAAGAAAAGCUGUUGAAUUUGUGGUCUCGUUUAGUGCCUGAUACACCACUAGAAAGUAGAGUAACUAAGCAAUGGCAGCACAUAGGAUUUCAGGGUGAUGAUCCCAAGACUGAUUUUCGUGGUAUGGGAAUGUUAGGACUUGAAAAUCUUCUAUUUUUUGCUACAGAGUAUCCUGAAAUAUCAAGUCAUGUGCUAAGUCAUUCACUCCACCCUACAUAUGGUUACACUUUUGCAAUUGUUGGUAUUAAUAUAACAUCAAUGGCUUACUAUCUCUUAAAAGAUGGAUCUGCCAAGACUUACAUGUUUAAUGCUAAGCGAUGUUUACCUAACAUAGAUUUAUUUCACAGGUUUUAUUGCUAUUUAUUUUAUGAGUUUGAUAAAAUGUGGAUCGAAUCUAAACCAGAAAAUAUUAUGGAGUUUUCAAUGAUUUUUAGAAAAUUUGAAAAUGCAGUUCGCAGUGAACUAGCUGAUCCUGCCUCAGUUUUUAGAAUAAAAGUAGAAGUUGACACUAUAUAAUUAUUUUUCUAGUCUUAUUUAUUAUUUGCAUGUUAAAUUUUAGUGAAAUUUACAUUUGACACUAAGUACAAGGUAAAAUUAUCCUUACACAUGUCUGGACAAGCACUUUUUUGAGUGAUAUGUGCUAAAACAUGCUACUUUUUUCUUUGUAUUAGGGAAUACAUACAACACUGUAAAACUAAAAGUACUUAUAUAAAAUGUCUAUGUGUGAAGCUUAUAUGUCUUGAACAUUUCAUAGCUUUAUUUUUUUUUAGAAAGGAUUUUUACUAUUAUAAAAUAAAUAAGUUCCCACUUCAAUUUAAAUUUGUUUCAGUUGUUUUAUAUUAACUUUAUGUGAUCUGAGCAAUAACUGAGUAUAUUGUAGAUAUAUUUUUAGCACAAUAUAAUAAAUAUUUGCAAUAAUUUACUGCUUAUGAGAAUGCACAAUGUUUUUUGAAAUAUACACUUUAAACAAUAUAAUUUUUAUUUUACAUCAAGAAAAAACAACAUCCCUGCAACAUAACCCAAAAUGUUCCUUCCUAAAUUGAUUCAAAUUCUAACUAAUACGCAUCUUAACAGGUCAAGCUAUGUGAGAAAUACUAAGAAUGAUUAAAAAAUUGUUAGAACAUUGUCCAGUGAUUUUGUGCUUUUCAAUAUCAGAUAUUGUAUUAGAAGUAUUAACUCAUAAUCUUAGACCCACACUGUAGCAGUAAACACUUAUUAAAAUUAAUAAAAAUUUCAAAAGCAGCAAAACAAGAAAAUAUCAUACAUAUUUUAUUUUAAAAAUAUAUUAUAUAUAAAAUUACAAAAUACAUAUCCUCAAAUGAAAGCACCAGUGACAAAAA
Molecule: messenger RNA, 1898 nt
Organism: Papilio xuthus (Asian swallowtail)
Lineage: Eukaryota; Metazoa; Arthropoda; Insecta; Lepidoptera; Papilionidae
Product: ELMO domain-containing protein 2
Exons: 2
Coding region: 133-1074 (313 amino acids)
Molecular function (GO): GTPase activator activity
Source: RefSeq, a predicted model, not a curated record